This is a messenger RNA of Passer montanus (Eurasian tree sparrow), 3987 nucleotides long. RefSeq names its product protocadherin alpha-4-like. The coding region runs from base 1354 to 3987 and encodes 877 amino acids. The record is from RefSeq and is a predicted model, not a curated record. Gene Ontology annotation, molecular function: calcium ion binding. Lineage: Eukaryota; Metazoa; Chordata; Aves; Passeriformes; Passeridae. The transcript has a single exon. Gene Ontology annotation, biological process: homophilic cell-cell adhesion. Gene Ontology annotation, cellular component: plasma membrane.
GACAUGUCUGUGCUUCAUGACGUGAUGGUGUAGGUAUUUUAAAAAUAUUUCCUUAAGGGAAAAAAAAAAACAACAGAAGAUACAAGGAAGGCAGCAACAGACCAGGGGAGGGAAAGUCUUCACAACGAGGAGAGAAAGAAAAAGUAAAUUAAAAAAAGGAUAAAACGAGAAAAUAAGAGGAAGAAGAAGUGGAAUCAGAAGAUGCAAUGGAAGGAACAUUGCAAGGAAGAGGAAUGAGAACUUUAUCCAAAGGACAUGUUUACUGCGAGUAAUAUAUAAACAUUUGGAAGGAAUACUAGUAAAGGAAAUAGAAGCACAGAAGAGAUAAGGAAGGAAAAUGAGAAGGAGGAUGUAAAAAUAUGACAGUUAAGAGCAUGAAGAAGCCAUGGGGAAAGGAAACCAGGAAAUAGAAGGGAAAGAAAGAAAAAAAAGGAAACAAUAGCAGAAGAAAAUAAAGGAGAAAAGGAUACAUCAAGGGUCGACUCUUCAAGAAAAAAGUAAGACAGGAAGGGAGCAAGGUUCUAUCAAAGAAAGAAGAGAAUGUAAACAAAGGGAAGAAAGAUAAAGGACCUGAUCCACAGGCACCGACCUUAUGUUUCCACGCUGAGAAGAGCUGGUCCGGAACAGCCUUUCCCUGGCUGGAAAACCGCAUCCUGGCGCUGAUAUGCCAUGAUUGGACCCGACAUACCGUAAUGGGCGCUGAUAUACCAUAAUUGGCGCAGAUAUCCCAUAACUGGCACUGAUAACUGCAACAGUGAUGGUCUCCAGCGGGACGCAGGAGGCAACUGGCGAAUUACCGGCCGGGGUAAAAAAGAACGAAGAUUGGAAAGGAAAGAAAAAUGGUAUAAAGAUUAGGGCAGGGCAAUAAAGCAAAAUGACAACGAGAAGAAACAAUAGAAAAGAAAGGGAAGACUAAAAAGGAAAGAGUAGGAAAAGGAAGGGAAAGGCAAAAUGAUGAAAACCAGAGAAAUGACGGAAGAAAGGAAGGAGAAGAUGAGGAAAGAAAUGAACCUAUGUAAGCAAAUAGCAAUCGAUAAAGAAAAGGAAACAAGGAAAAUAAGCGGAGAAGAGAUGAACAGACGGCAGAGGGGAUGUUGUUAAAGGAGCGGAGGCAGAGGCGCUGUGGCUGUGGCGUGUGCGGCGGCGGAGCAGCGCACGGUGUCGCUGCAGGCUCAGGAACGGCUCGGUGCGGGCGGCUCCGCCCCGGUGCGGCGGAGAGCCCGGCUGUGAGCGCGGGGGGGCGGCGCGGGCCGGGCAGCAGAGCCGGUGCGUCCGGCGGCGGCGGGGAGCCGUGCGGGGCCCGGGCCGGGGCCGGCAGCCACAGCGGCGGCGAGAGCGGCGGCGGCAGGGAGGAUGGGCGAGCGGUGGUGUGCGGCGGUGCUGCGGGUGCUGGUGCUGCAGGCGCUGGCCUGGGCGCUGGCGGGCGGGCAGGUGCGCUACUCGGUGGCGGAGGAAGCCAAGGCCGGCACGGUGGUGGGCCGUCUGGCGCAGGACCUGGGCCUGGAGGCGGGCGAGGCGGAGGCGCGGCGGCUGCGGCUGGUGGCUCCGGGCCGGCGGGCGAGCGUGGAGGUGAGCGGGGCGAGCGGCGCGCUGCUGGUGAGCUCGCGGCUCGACCGGGAGGAGCUGUGCGGCAAGAGCGCGCCGUGCGCGCUGCGCCUGGAGGUGCUGCUGGAGCGGCCGCUGCGCGUCUUCCAUGUGCAGCUGGAGGUCACCGACAUCAACGACAAUGCCCCCGUCUUCCCCGCCGCCCGAAAGAACCUCAGCAUCGCGGAAUUCACCACUCUGCCGGGGUCUCGUUUCCCGCUGGAGGGCGCGUCGGAUGCGGAUAUCGGAGCGAACGCGCAGCUCUCCUACACACUCAGCCCCAGCGAGCAUUUUAGAAUAGAGGAAGAAAACAGUAACUCUCGGAGUAAAUCCCUGUUUCUGGUACUCACGAAAUCUCUGGACCGCGAGACGAUUCCCGUGCACCGGUUGGUGCUGACGGCGAGUGACGGGGGCCGGCCGUCUCUGACGGGGACAAUGGAGCUGGUGAUCUCGGUGGAGGAUGCGAAUGACAACGCGCCCCAAUUCAACCAGACGGUGUAUAAAGUACAACUGCCGGAGAACGCUACGGAGGGGACGUUUGUGGCGAGGGUGAAUGCCACGGAUCCGGAUUUGGGAAGUAAUGGAGAAGUGACAUUUAGUGUGAGCAAUACUUUUCCUGAAAAGGGAAUAAAUAUUUUCCUUUUAAAUGCGAAGACGGGUGAAAUUCAUUUGGCAGGCAUCGUGGACUAUGAAGAAGCUCGUUUAUAUGAGAUACAAAUAGAAGCGAGAGAUAAGGGUAUGCCCCCGCUGUCGGGUCACUGCAAGGUGGUGCUGGAGGUGCUGGACGUGAACGACAACGCGCCGGAGGUGUGGGUGACGUCGCUGUCGGUGCCGGUGGCGGAGGACGCGUCGGUGGGGACGGUGGUGGCCCUGCUGAGCGUGUCGGACCGGGACUCGGGGGAGAACGGGCGCGUGCGGUGCUGGGUGUGGCCGGCGUCGCCGUUCGGUCUGGAGGCGACGUUCGCGGGCUCGUACUCGCUGGUGCUGCGCGAGGCGCUGGACCGGGAGCGGGUGUCGGAGUACGAGGUGGAGGUGCGUGCGGAGGACGGCGGGGCGCCGGCGCUGCGCGCCAGCCGCGGGCUGCGGGUGCCGGUGUCGGACGUGAACGACAACGCGCCCGCCUUCGCGCAGGCCGUGUACACGGUGCUGGCGCGGGAGAACAACGCGGCGGGCGCGGAGCUGGCGCGGCUGUGGGCGCGGGACCCGGACGAGGCGGGCAACGGGCGCGUCAGCUACUCGCUGUGGGAGGGCGGCGUGGGCGGCGGCGGCGGCGGCGGGGCCGCGGGAUCGUCGUCGUCGUGGUCGGGCGGCGGGUGGCGUCCGGCGUCGAGCUACGUGUCGGUGGACGCGGAGAGCGGGCGCCUGUGGGCGCUGCAGCCCUUGGACUACGAGGAGCUGCAGGUGCUGCAGUUCGAGGUGCGCGCGGUGGACGCGGGGGAGCCGCCGCUGAGCGGCAACGCCACGGUGCAGCUCUUCGUGCUGGACGAGAACGACAACGCGCCGGCGCUGCUGCCGGCCGCGGGCUCGGCCCCGGAGGCGGGCGCCGUGGCGGCCGAGGCGGCGGUGGUGGGGGCGGGCUCGGCGUCGGGCACGCUGUGGGCGUGGGCGGCGUGGGGGGCGCCGGCGGGGCAGGUGGUGGCCAAGAUCCGCGCCGUGGACGCCGACUCGGGCUACAACGCGUGGCUGCGCUACGAGCUGUGGGAGCCGCGGGGCAAGGGCCCGUUCCGCGUGGGGCUCUACAGCGGCGAGGUGAGCACGGCGCGGGCGCUGGACGAGGCGGACGGGCCUCGCCAGAGGCUGCUGAUCGUCGUGCGCGACCACGGCGAGCCGGCGCGCUCGGCCACGGCCACGCUCAGCGUGUCGCUGCUCGAGGCGGCCGAGGCGGCGCUGGCCGCGGGAUCCUCGUCCUCGUCAUCGUCGUCGCCGUCGCGCUCGGCCGUGGGCGUGGAGCUGGGGCCCGGGGCGGCGAGCGCGGCCACCAACGUGUGGCUGGUGGUGGCCAUCUGCGCCGUGUCCAGCCUGUUCCUGCUGGCCGUGGUGCUGUACGGGGCGUCGCGCUGGGCGCCGCGGGCGGCCGUGCUCUCGGGGCCCGGGCCCACCACGCUCGUGUGCGCCAGCGAAGUGGGCAGCUGGUCGUACUCGCAGCGCCACAGCCGGAGCCUGUGCGUGGCCGACGGCGCCGCCAAGAGCGACCUCAUGGUUUUCAGCCCCAACUUCCCCCCUCCGCCGCCGCCGCCGCCCGGCCCCGCGCCCAAGGACACGCAGCCGGAGCCCUCCGCUCUCCUCGACACGGUCAGUGCUCUUUCCUUCAUGCUCUUCCCUGUUCCUUUCAUCCGCCCUCUUCAGAAGCUGCUCUUUGAAGCCGGGCUCUGUUCCCACGGCUUAGGGAUCUUGGGUACUUAG